CUCACCGCGGGCGUGCUUUUGGUCAUGUCGGCGUUUUUUUCGUUAGCGGAAACGUCCAUCACGACGUUGUACCCUUGGAAAGUGCGAGAGUUGGCGGAUCAGGAAGGUUCGACGGGCGGGGUGUUUCAGAUUAUGCGCAAGGACGUGACGAGAUUUCUCACGACGAUUUUGAUAGGGACGACAUUUUCUGGGAUCAUGGCCACCGCGCUCAUUACGGAGGCUGCAUUGAUACUAUAUGGCGAUGGUGCGACGACCGCGGUGACGGUGGCGCUGACGAUCGUGAUGCUGGUGUUUACAGAAAUCGCUCCGAAGAGCGUGGCGGUGCAGCACGCCACGGUGAUUGCACGCGUCAUCGCGAAACCCAUUUACUUGCUCUCCUUCGUCGUCUACCCGCUCGGUCGAACGUGUCAAAUCGUUGUGAACGCCAUGUUUGCCCUUUUCGGUCUCAAAACUUCCGCUGAGCCGUUUGUGAGUGAAGAAGAGUUGAAACUCGUCCUCGCCGGGGCGACGAAGAGCGGCGAAGUGGAGAGCGCGGAGAAGGAUAUGAUUCAAAAUGUGUUGGAUCUCGAAGAGACGGUCGUGAGAGAUGUGAUGACACCGCUCGUGCAAGUGCACGGCGUGCGAAGCGAUGCCACAUUGGCUGAAUUUCGUACGGAAUGGAUCGAGCACAAGUACUCUCGCGUGCCGGCGUGGGAGGAUCGCGUGGACAACAUCGUGGGCAUUGUUCGAGCGAAUCAAAUCAUGCAGCUCGGAAUAGAAAGAGAUCUUCGCCCGGAGCAAAGUAAGGAACUCGAAGACGUCCUCGUCCAGGAUGUCAUGCUUCGUGACACUUAUUUUGUUCCCGAAAGCAUGUCCGUGAGUAAACUCCUUCGCGAGCUCAUGCAGCGCAAGUCUCACAUGUGCGUCGUGGUGAAUGAAUUUGGCGGCACUGUAGGUAUCGCCACACUUGAGGAUUGCGUGGAGGAGAUCGUCGGUGAAAUCUAUGACGAAGAGGAUAGUCAAAAGGCAAACGCGGAUGAGGAUGAGCAAGAUGCGACGCCGUUCAUUCGCGAGGUGGGACAGGGGGCGUAUCUCGUAGACACUCGCGCGGCGCUAUGGAAAUUGGCGGAUGAGUUGUCGCUGGACAUUCCCGAGUCGCCUCUGUACGAAACUGUGGGUGGUUUCGUGUGUGAUUUAUUCGGAUCUAUUCCCGACGUCGGGGCGUCGAUCACGACAACGUUUGAGCACGUCGAGGACGAGGACGCUAGUUCGGAUGACGAG
This is a messenger RNA of Ostreococcus lucimarinus CCE9901, 1260 nucleotides long. RefSeq lists its product with no specific name. The annotation marks the transcript as partial. Lineage: Eukaryota; Viridiplantae; Chlorophyta; Mamiellophyceae; Mamiellales; Bathycoccaceae. The transcript has a single exon. The record is from RefSeq and is a predicted model, not a curated record. Gene Ontology annotation, molecular function: flavin adenine dinucleotide binding.